Molecule: messenger RNA, 3797 nt
Organism: Hydractinia symbiolongicarpus
Lineage: Eukaryota; Metazoa; Cnidaria; Hydrozoa; Anthoathecata; Hydractiniidae
Product: E3 ubiquitin-protein ligase TRIM56-like
Exons: 5
Coding region: 1320-2756 (478 amino acids)
Source: RefSeq, a predicted model, not a curated record
UUAGUUCAUCAAUAAGCUGGUCAUUAAAUCCUCUCUGAGGACGUAUAUAAUUUUUAGAAUCGCUCAAAGUUCUUUGAGAUGGUAAUACCAAUACACCUGAGCUUUUUUUCAUUUAAUUCCAUUUAAUCAUAGACAGAAGGAGACCUUGCGUGUAAUCCGAAACAUUGGCAUGUAAAUUUGCAUUUACAUCACGGUCACAAUUUUUAUAAUCGACUUUAUAUUGAUCUUUUAAACUUUCACUCACAGUUACAGCAGCUUUCAAGAUCUCCUGUAACUUUAUAUUUUUCUGUUUCAAAGAUUUAUUUUCAAUUUCUUUGUUCACGGUGAUUUUAACGAUAUUGGCGCAUUAAUUUUCGCAGGUAUUUUUAAUAAUAAACAGAAGUUGCAGUUUUUAAACAGUAAGCACACUCAUCUCCCUCAGGAGCAUAUUUAGACUUCGGCCAAUUCGGCACUUGCCUAAGUACAAUUUGCCAAUGCGAAAAUCUUGUGUAUCUAAAACUACUGAUUUGUCUAAAAGCAACGCAUAAUUUUAUUAUAGGCGUUUAAUAACGUUCCUUUGCGCCCAGGGCUUAAGCUAUUAAUUUUAUCUCCACUCAAUAGUGCUCGCCGAGGGCUUGGCUCUCCGUUGAUUGUGCUUUGUCGAUUACAUCAUCCCAAAUCUUAUACAAGUGGGUUAGUGCUGAUGGUUCUCCAAUGUUUAACGUUGUGUUUAUUGUUGUUGGAACUCUUAAGGCUAAUGAAUCAUUUUCCUAAAAUCAUUCUAACCACAAGAUUACUUCCACUAAUUGAUAUGACGUAGGUUUAUGUCUAUUUUGUUUGCAUGGAAAUGCCUUAGUAAAAGUUUAAAACGACUGCAGUAAAGAGCUGAUAAACAAAUUUAAUCUAAAACAAAAAGAAAUUUGCAUUGGAAAAUGUAUUUAUUUUUGCUAGUUAUAUCAUUUAUUUGUAUAUUUUCGUGCUACUUCUUUGUCAGAUAUUUGUUUUUUUGUUUUUUUGUUUUACUAGCUUCUUGUUUGAUAUGUUUCUGUUUUGUUUUUUUUGAAAACAACUUUUACAUGAAUUUUGAUGCUUGUGUAUAAAAGACUCAGUGAGGUCAAUAAGAAAACAAUUUUAAUAAGUGAUUAAAACCUUCAUGAAGAAAAGACUUUAGCAGUAUUAAGAAAAAAGUAUUUGUCAAUUAUGUCGUUAAAAAGAAAAAGUUAUGUCUUGUUUUACGCUAAUUAACACAACACAAAUAGGUGUUCUCCUAAAGAAUGAAAGAAAACCUAUUUGUAUAGUAACUCUGUAUUUUAGUUUUAUAUAACAAACUUGUAACCGAUAUGGAUUUGUCACCAACCAUGAUCAGUGCUAUGUUGGAAUGCAAGAUCUGCUUAGAGACUUACCACAAGCCCAAACAACUUAAUUGUGGACAUACGUACUGUCAAGACUGUUUAGAUGGCAUUUUGAUAUUUAAAGAAAAUGGAAGUGCUGAACUGGUUUGUCCAUUGAGAUGUACAAAGAAGACUAUAAUAACAAAACUUGAGACAACAUCAUCUUUAGCGACGACUUUUUGUUUGACCGACAUUCUGGAUAAGAUGUCAGAUUGUGGAAAAGGUAUUAAGCUGUGCCAGGAGGCUGAAAAUUGCAAACAGCCUAUCUGUAAUUCCUGCAUAACAUGUAGUGCAAAGAUGUGUGAGAAAUGUCAAAGCUUGCAUUCAUGUGAAAACAAAUCUUAUGCUGUAGUAACAUUUGAUGAAAAGAUCCAAGAGGUCCAACCCUUUUGCAAAAAGCACAGUUCUCUAGCUAAAAAUGUCUGCAUCGAAUGUAAAGAGAAGUUCACUUGUGUUUUUUGUAUAAACAGAGAACACAAAAACCAUACAAAGAAAACAGUUGAAGAAAUGGGUUUGGAAAUAAAGAAGUGGUUCCAGUCCUUUGUGACAUCAUUUGAGGACACAAAGGUUUUGUUGGAAUCCUUAUCAGGAAAGUAUAAUGAAGCUUUGGUGAACCUUGAGAGUCAGAGAGAAUUGUUUGUUCAUGAAUUAGAAGUAAGAAAAUUAAAACGCAUGGAGGAGUAUCUGCAGCUGUUAAAGGCAGAGGAAAAGAAAUUGCUGAAGGACUUUGAUGAAAAAACAGAAGAAUUCAAAGCAAAAGUGAUUAGCGGUGGUUACUCAGAAAAUGCUAAAAUGAAAAAAUUUUCUAAUUACAUAGAGCUCCUUAACUCGAAGUCUCAUUUUGAACUAGUUGCCGAAAAGAAAGAAAUUAAAAAAAACAUUAGUGAUCUAUCUUCUUUACCUGAAACGUUUCCAAAUUUAAACUUACAUCUUGCACAUAUAAAUGAGAACGAAUUACUUAAAAAUCCAUUGGGUGAAUUGAAAAUUACUUUUUAUCCUGCUUACAUUGGAGACGUAAGUUCAUCUGAAUGGUCUGCAUGCAACAACACCAUUGGGGAAACUGAAGGAAAUUUUGACUAUCCACAACUAACAAAGGAUUUGAUGAACCUUGUAAAAAGUCUGAAAGGAUAUGAAAAGUCUCAAGGAAGUACGAGUCUUGUCAAUGCAGACACAGUGAAAAGAGAUGUUAAUUUAAAAAGUGCACAACCGGCAGUAGAGACUUGCAUAUUCAACGAAGUUGUGAAAAUCAUUCUCGAUGGUGAUGUCGAAAUGUUGAAAUCGAUUAUAUCCAGCGAUCCAAAUAUUGCAAAGAUGAGAGAUGAUGAUGGAGAAACGCUGCUAAUGAUAGCAACAAGGAAUACCAUCGAUGGUACAGGUUUUGAUUGAUGCUGGAAGUGAUGUACAUGCUGUUAAUAGAACUAACUUGAAUGCAUAUGAAAUUAGUGCAUUUCUAGAUUAUUCAGACGUUUUUUAAUAUGCUGACAGAACACGACAGCACGGGUUGCAAACACGUACGCGACAUCAGUCUUUUAAAGUUAAAGAUGGCAUUUUCUUAAGGUCAUACUAAAUGUUUUAAAUUAGCUGCUGUCUCAGGACUGUUGCAGAUUAUUUUUUGGAGGGGGGGGGAUGGCUGACCUUGAGAUUCUAACCUUCUAAGUUAAGUAAAAAGGCACCCUAUGCUGAAGUUUCUCACAUAUCAACCCCAGUCAACAGACUUUAUUAGGGAUUAGGGUACAGUCCUGUGUCUAUGCUACAUUUGACAUAUUGACAAAACUGUUUCACAUUAUCUUAACUAUAUUAAUGUAAGUUUAAAAUUGAUUUAAAUUCCGUCGGUGGUAGUUCUAAUGUUAUUAAAUGUUAAUGCUAAGAACAUUACAGAACGUGAGGUCGUUGAAUUGUUUUGGUUUCAUUCUAAAACUUAUUAUUUUGUAAUUCUUUGAAUAAAUUUUUGGCCCACAUGAAUACUGAUAAAGAUAAAAAAGAAUAAAAAAAAUCCCAAUCUUUUAACUAUGUAAAAUGGAAGAAAAUUUGAAUUGUUGUCAUACGUAUCUAAAAGGAAGAAAAAAAAGCAAAGUGGAAGACAGUGCUAUGUUGGCUGGAACUAUUACGUCAUGCAAAGUUACUGGAAUGUAAAAAACAAAACAAGCAUUGGAUAGGAAAGUGCCGUGUCUUUACACAAUAACGAAUUCAUAUUAUAUGACGACGAAAACAGAGGCAGGUUUUAUUGAAUUACAUUAAAAGAACAAAGUAAUAUAGAUGGAAUUUUUUGUACCCUUUGAUUCCCGAUUUGUGUUAUUGAUGUAAUUUUAUCGGGGCAGAGGUGCUUUUUAAUCGGAGUUAGUUUAGUUACAAAAAUGUUGAUACGACAUCAGCAAAAGCUUUGUAAAUGGUUUUUACCCUUUUAAAAAGAGUUUUCAAAGAAUAAAA